AUGCCCGUGAAGUACCAGAACCAAACGACGGCAUUCAUCCUCGGCGGUAACAAUGUUCGCAUCAACGGCCAUGGUUCGGGCACUUUCGAUGGUAAUGCUAAUAAAUCCAACUACCCGGGUCGACCCCAUGCCCUAACUCUCAAUGGAUCGACCAACUCGGUUAUCAAGAGAAUAAGUUUCAUUCGCAGCAAGAUGUGGACGCUCUCAGUCAUCUACUCACAUAAAGUCGAACUGGACAGUAUAUUCGUCAAUAAUACAGGAAAUCGCGCCCAGAGCUGUGAGUUACACUGGCAAUCCUUCCGAUCGUCGCACAUCAAGUUCAACAACUGGACCGUUUACAACGGCGACGACAGAGUUUCUCUGAAAGCCGAUAGCACCGAUAUCAGCAUCACGAAUUGCGAAUUUUAUAAUGGUCUUGGCAUAGCGAUCGGGAGCAUUGGGAAGUACACUGACCAGUUCGAGACGAUUGAGCGCCUGACGGUUGAGAACAUCUCGUACCACACCACAAGACCUUGCACGCGCUCUACUUUAAGACUUGGACGGACGACCAGAACGGUUACCCGCCAAACGGAGGAGGUGGUGGUCUUGGGUGCAAAUGCUUCCAAUAUGACAUUCCAAAACCUCACCAGCGACAACAUCCAUGGUGGUGCCUUGACUAUUUCACAAUGCACUCGGUUCAGUGGGGCUCCUGGCGAGGGUAAUGCAAGUAGAGCCCAUGUGAUGUUCCAGAUCAUCGACAUCAAAAUCAAUGGCUUGGAGGGCAUAACUCAAUCAAGCAACGUUGCCAGUCUACAAUGUAGUGCUGUCGCUCCGUGCAUCGAUAUUGGUGUGUAUGACGUGGACCUACGGUUUGCGAACGGUACCGAGGCUACGGGGUAUUUGUGCGGCAAUUUUAAUGAUGUAGAGGAUUUUGAGUGCACAGAAGAGCCUCGCAUAGGCGGCAGUGCUAUUGGUGUUGAGCACUGCAGUUCUUUCGAUUAUUGUUGUCCCAAAAUAGCUUGGUAUGCUUGUUAG
This is a messenger RNA of Pseudomassariella vexata, 1014 nucleotides long. Its product is annotated as pectin lyase fold/virulence factor. NCBI's taxonomy places the organism in Eukaryota, Fungi, Ascomycota, Sordariomycetes, Amphisphaeriales, Pseudomassariaceae. Gene Ontology annotation, molecular function: polygalacturonase activity. The record is from RefSeq and is a predicted model, not a curated record. Bases 1 to 1014 code for a protein of 337 amino acids. Gene Ontology annotation, biological process: carbohydrate metabolic process. The transcript has 5 exons.